Mycena indigotica is the source of this 2073-nucleotide messenger RNA. RefSeq lists its product as uncharacterized. Bases 1 to 2073 code for a protein of 690 amino acids. Lineage: Eukaryota; Fungi; Basidiomycota; Agaricomycetes; Agaricales; Mycenaceae. The transcript has 8 exons. The record is from RefSeq and is a predicted model, not a curated record.
AUGCUGAUGCGCUAUAUUGCUUCUGCGUCGGACUUCCCGGGCAGUAUCUUGGCCGUUUUUGGACUGCACUUAGCGCUUACUGGGGCCACCACUGUUGCUGGCCGGGAGUAUCUUGGUCAUCGCCUACUGCCUCCGGCUUUCCCGACUUUACUCGGGCCUCCCGCAUCAUGCUCUGCGGUGCCUGUCGGCCAUCCUGCCGAUGACCAUGAACGAUAUCGGCCACCACUGUUGCUGCUCGCCUAUUGGCUUUGUCAUUGGCUACCCAGUGUUCGCAGCCACAUUGCGGCCACUUUUUCUACUACCUGCUCUCGCAACACCCGGUCAUCGCCAGCCUCGAUUGGCUCACCCGCACCACGUUCUGUGCUGGCCCCCGAGUUGUUGGCCUCCAUCACAUUACCCCUCGGCCAUCUCACCCCGACAUCGGCGUCCAUUCAUCUUACACCCUCUAUCCUUGUCGCCCCGCAGCACACUUACCCCCGGCGGCCAUACCCGGCCUACGCCCGGCCUUACUUGAUUCGACAAUGCCACUAUCUGCGCUGGCCGCCGAGUUGUCACAUAGGUCUUCCAUUGCCUUGGCCGUCCGGCCUUCCGAGUCCGGCCUUCUUCGAUAUUCCCACGUGGCAGCGAAGUCAUCCUCGCCGUCGUUUGACCCCGACCUGUCCCCGACCCUCGCGUCCGCCUGCAGGGUUGCUCACCGCUGGCCUUCAACGCUACGCUCUGCGCUGGGCGGUGCCGGGUUGUUGCUUGCCCUUUAACACAUACUCCAUGGGCUUUGCCGUCCCGACUCCCGCCUCCGAGUCCGGCCUUGACAUUCGGAGUCCCUGCCCUGGCUCCGACUGGUCGCGCCUUAUCGCGGCAUCCCGCACGGUCAAGCAACCUCCCUUCCGCAAUGGUAUCCCCUUGCUGGCGGACAUGCGCACAUCAACGACGUUUUGCGCCGAUUCUGAUGGAGUUUCAAGGUCCACGCCGCCGGCAGGCAUACGUCCUGCCCUACUCGGAACACUACCAGGACAGUCUUUGCUCUCCCCUCAUCUUCCUCCUUUCCGCCUUGCUUCCGCCUCCUGCCCAGUCACUCCUUCAUCUCGCCCACCAAUCAACUCCGUCCUUGUUACCUUCACCCUUGUCUCUUCUGUUCUCACCCAUGGCUGGAUCGGUUCUGUUAGCGUUAGCGUGGGCGGCGCCAAGAAGCUCUUCAAAGGCAACGAGCCCACCGAGGAGCUGCCCAACGCUGCCUCCAGUGCCAUCCGCCAACAACCUCCCUGUUACCAAGUGGCCACCGUCGCUGCCGGUAGCAAGCUCGAUGUGUUCUGGCAGACGCUCACGGGCUCCGGCUUCUGGUUCCAUGAUGUUGGUCCCAUGAUGGCCUAUAUGGCGGACUGUGGCGGCAAUUGUGCUCAAUUUGACGCCAGCAAGGCCAAGUGGUUCAAAAUACAAGAACAGGGCAUGGAUGCGAGCGGUAAAUGGGCUCAGGCAAACCUUGACAAUGGCUCUCCAGCGACCGUAACCAUUCCGGCGAACCUCAAGGCGGGCAAUUAUCUCCUCCGACACGAAAUCAUCGCCCUCCACACUGCGCAGUCUCAAGGCGGUGCAGAGUUUUACCCUGGCUGUGUGCAGCUCAGUGUCACUGGCGCAGGCAAGGGUGUGCCAAGCGACAGCGAGACCGUCAAGCUUCCUAGCGCAUACAAACCGACUGACGCUGGGAUCCUCAUUGACGUCUAUAACAUGAAGGGCGCCUACAAAUUUCCAGGCCCAGCCGUGGCCUCUUUCAUUGGUGGUGGAUCUCCGGCCCCAGCACAGGGUGGCUCUGAUGAUAACACUACCGAGAAGCCGUCCUCCCCCGCCACCACAAAGAAGAGCACUUCCCCUCCUGCAAGCUCUACCACCAAGAAAGCUUCGUCUCCGGCUUCCUCUACCACGAGUGUCGCAUCCGCGGUACCGACGAAAUCUGGCUCAGCUUCCUGUCGGGCGAAACGUUCCCACCACCGCCGUCAAGAGGUUGUCGAUGUCCGCGAGGAAGUCCGUCGUUCCCGGGUUCGCCACAUGCAUCGGGCUGGCGUUGCCCGUUCCUUCUGA